AUGAAUAAGAAAAGUAGAUGCCAAAGGUCAUCUGAAGUGUCACAACAGAACAGGAGAGUCAAUGAAGGGAAGAAACCCCGUGGACGUAGACGGCAAACCCAGAAGAACAUCCACGUGACUGCAGGAACAUCUGCCCUCCAUCAUGAAGGUGCCACAACAGAGUCUAUCUAUACUUUGAUUAACAAGUACAAGCUCUCACAUAACAAAUCCAAAUCCUCCAGACUAUCCACAGCGAUCUGCAGGCUUUGCCAUGGAAAGUUUUCCCCACGGAGUCUUCUGUAUGCCUUCAACAAAUGGCCUCAGGAUAGCAUUAAUGAUGAAGCAUAUGCUGCCACCCUGUCACCUCCUUUAUUCCACGUUGACUUCCAGCGAUUGGUUGGAGUGCAGUUGGACUCGGACCCUCGAUUGUCAGAAUAUGUUUGUAAGAAAUGCCACAGCAAGUUUUAUAAGUGCCACAAUAUUCUAGUCAGGUUUAUGCAAAGGGUCAAUCACCUGCCUGCAAAGGAACACAAUUCUAAAAUCAGGCACAAUCCAAUUUUCUCCGACUCCUUAAUAAAAGAUAUGUCUUCAACUUCACCACCCUUUUCUAAAGAUGCUGCGUGCCUUCACAACCUUGUGUCCUGGGCUCACCAUCACGGAGAGGCUUGCAAAUCUUGCCCAAAUCUAAAGGAGGUGCUUGAAGGGCAGUGCUGGGGCUCAGUCAAAGCAGUGUGGUGUUGUGUUGAAGGGCACAGCUACACUAUGAACAAACAGGGCACUGUCGGGUAUGGAUAUAUGCUCAACCCAGGAGAGAGUGGAAAUAGUGGCAGAGAGAUUUUCGAAGCGGUGCAGUGUGACGAAAGGGGCUCGGUGGAAGCGGCAACCUGUCAGGCUCAGCUGAUUCAGAGCCCAGAGAUGGCUGCCUGGACCUGCAAAACGAAAGUACAAUGAUUGUGACUCUCUAUUGACUUUACAGAAGCAGAGGUGUCAAUUUCUCCCGCUCAAGACCAGCAGGAAGACAAGCAGACUGAUAGUGACAUAUCUGACAGAGCAACUGGGCCUAAUGAGCGACGACUAAUUCCAAGUACCUCACAAGUUCAUAAAGGAAAAAAGAAACCUGGACCUAAACCCGGCUGGAAGAACAAAUUCAAAUCUAAAGGGGAGGAGCUGCCCAACAUCUACAAGUGUCUUUAUCUGGGCUGCACAGCUGUCUAUAGUGCUCCUGGUGGUUUAAAGAAACAUGUAAAACAGCAUCAUGACGAGGUGAGAGAGCGACCCUGUCCCCAUCCUGGAUGCAACAAGGUCUUCACCAUCGACCGUUACUUGCAGCGACACGUAAAGCUGAUUCACACAGAAGAGAGGAACUACAUCUGCGAUCAGUGUGGACAAACUUUUAAACAGAGAAAACACCUAUCAGUGCAUCAGAUGAGACAUUCAGGUGUAAAGCCUUUACAGUGCGAGGUUUGUGGCUUCCAGUGCCGUCAGCGGGCGUCGUUGAAAUAUCACAUGACUAAACACAAGGCAGAGGCUGACCUGGAAUUUGCCUGCUUAUUAUGCAGCAAGCGUUUUGAGAAGGCACAUAAUCUCAAUGUCCACAUGUCCAUGGUCCACCCGCUGACUCAAACCCAGGUGCAUAAAGGAGGCAACCAGCAGAAGCCACACUCUGCCUUUUCCGACCUGCACAACAUCGUAGCGAGCGGCGAACCCGUGUCACAAGAGCAAGACAGGUGA
Nerophis lumbriciformis (worm pipefish) is the source of this 1710-nucleotide messenger RNA. The record is from RefSeq and is a predicted model, not a curated record. NCBI's taxonomy places the organism in Eukaryota, Metazoa, Chordata, Actinopteri, Syngnathiformes, Syngnathidae.